UCGUGGAUUCUUCGUGAGCCACGGAAGCAGAGACCAGGGCUACCCAGAAGAAUCAUCGCCGAGUGUUGAGCGUCUUCAGAGAGGGAGACCUCAUUGUACAUUGUGUAGAUGCACGGAGCCGCCACGGACGAUCGAAAACGCUUUGCCUGGCUUCCACCCAACAGAACUGGGCGCCCAAACUCGGUGCCGGAAGGGUUACACGUCUCCCUUCGGUGGCACCAUCAUCCACUUGGAGUGCCAGGAGGGCCAGUGGGAGACGGUGGAGGCCCUGGGAGAGCAGCAGAAGAUGGUGUGCCUGGCAGCAUGCAGCCCGCCCUGCCAGAACGGGGGCACGUGUGUCGCUCCCAACACCUGCGAGUGUGUUCCAGGCUUCGCUGGGGACGCCUGUGAGAUCCUCCCCCUUGCAGAAAUGCGUUGCGGCAAGGACCCCGCCACCCCCAGGCGCUCCUCUCUCAGGAUGUGGGAGGACGACCGUCGUCUCUUCUCCUGUGAGAAGGGUUACACGCUCAACGUCGAGGGCAACAGCCUGCUGGUGGAGUGCCGGAACAACACUUGGGUCUACCUGGAUAGGGAUGCCUACCAAGCCAUCACCUGCGUGCCUAUAUGUCAACCUACCUGUGCCAAUGGGGGCAGGUGCGUCGCACCCAAUACCUGCCACUGUGAGCUGGCCUUCAAGGGCAGAACCUGCAAUGAGCGCACCUGUAUAGGGCAGCCUCCAGAGGUGCGCCGAGCUAUCACUGUUCCGUAAGUGGUAGUGUAGUGUUGGUACCCUUGGUUCGUCUGCUGGGAGUGGCAACACGUGUUCCACCUCAAUGUCUCUCUCGCCCGCGAUUUCUGAAGUUGUUCUAAAUUAUCCAAAUAAUCAUUACCCGAGACGUAAUUUUUCUUUGCUAGACAGUCAUGACAAAAGAAUAGAAGCUGUGUUUUUUAAUUAUUCUUGCAUAUAAAAUGGCAUUAGAAUUGUUGAGUACUUUCAAAAUAGCUGUGGUUUUCUCACACUGCGAGUGAAAAAAUAAAUGAGUGAAAAAAUUA
This is a messenger RNA of Procambarus clarkii (red swamp crayfish), 1032 nucleotides long. Lineage: Eukaryota; Metazoa; Arthropoda; Malacostraca; Decapoda; Cambaridae. The record is from RefSeq and is a predicted model, not a curated record.